GCUACCGCCGCUGCCGCCGGCGCGGUGAACCGGUGCCGCGGCGACGCCCGUGUCCCCGCCGUCUUCCUCGGGCUCCCGGGCCUUGGCCCCCGGGGCCCUCGGCAGGCGUCGGUGAAGAGCCUGCCGAGCGAACGUGUGCUCCCACACGCGCCCUCCGCGACCCCGUAUCGCGACUCCGAGGAAGGGGAGCGAGAGGGGCCGUCGCGACUCCGCGCCGUGUGUCGCCGGGCGGGGCCGCGGGGCCGGGGCUCCUCCAGCCCCCGGGAUGCGCGCGCGAGCUCUCGUCUCCACUUCCUUGUUGCCCCUGUCACGACUGGAGCCGCCUCUCGCCGACAGCGGGGAGCGCGAGUGCGCCGGCCGGCCCCCUCGUCGAGCCCCCUGGCCGGGCGCCUCCGGGGAUGUGAGCCGCGCGGCUGGCACGCUCCUCCGGCCAUGGAUGCGUCAUAUGAUGGUACGGAGGUAACUGUCGUGAUGGAGGAAAUUGAGGAAGCCGAUGGUUACACCGCCCCUGGGCCGCCCAAGAGGAAGAAAAAGUAUAAAAUUCACGGCGAAAAGGCCAAGAAACCCAGGUCUGCUUACCUUCUGUACUAUUACGACAUCUACCUGAAAGUGCAGCAGGAGCUCCCCCACCUCCCCCAGUCCGAGAUCAAUAAGAAGAUCAGUGAGAGCUGGAGGCUUCUCAGUGUGGCCGAGAGGAGUUACUACUUGGAGAAGGCCAGACUAGAGAAAGAAGGUGUGGAUCCUGACGCGAAGCUCUCUGCGCUGACGGCCGCCGUGCCGGACGUCCCCGGGUUCCGCAAGAUCCUCCCCCGCUCCGACUACAUCCUCAUCCCCAAGAGCAGCCUGCAGGACGAGCAGAGCUGCCCUCCGGUGGAGCUGUGCGUGGCCCCGCCCCAGGUGUCCCCGAAAGGGCCCUCUCUUGUGUCCAGCGCGGCCCUGGAGACGGUGCCCGGCCACGCGGGCGUGGCUGAACAGCGCCUGGCCGUGGAGGCCUUCGCGGAGGAGGCGGGCGGCCUCGGCCAGCCCGCCGCCGUCGAGGAGCUGGCCGCCUCGGAGGUCCUGGGCCGCGACGUGCUCCUGAACGCGGCUCCCCUGGAGGCGGACGAGAGCCGUCAGCCCCAGCGGCCGCGCCUGGUCCUGGAGGAGGCCUUCGCCCGCGGCUCCCCGGAGCACCCGGCUGCAGGCCCGGCGGGGCCCCACGCGCAGGCGGGGGACAGCGUGUCGCUCGUGACAGUCGUGAGGGACCCCGGCGACAGCGGCUCCUCGGCGCCAGCCGCGCAGUUCAUCGUGCUGCCUCUGCCCGCCUACUCGGUCGUGGAGAACCCGGCCUCCAUCAGACUGACCACUACAUACACCCGACGGGGCCACGGGACGUGCACCAGCCCAGGCUGCUCCUUUACCUAUGUCACCAGGCACAAGCCACCCACGUGCCCCGCCUGCGGUAACUUCCUCGGAGGAAAGUGGACCCCGAAGGAAAAGCCGUCCAAGGUCAAGGUGGACUUGGCUUCUGGCGUCCCCUCUAAAGGCUCCGUGGUUAAAAGAAGUCAACAGCCUGUGGUCACGGAGCGCACCUCGCCCAAGCAGCGCUGUUCCCCGGCGGCCCUGGAGAGCGCCGAGGCCGGGAGCCAGCUCCUGAGCGCCGCUCCUCCGAGGGAAGGGGGUGAGCGGGGCGCACGGGAGGCGCCCGUCCUCGCGGACGCCUGCCUCCUGGUCACGGACGCGCCGUCGGUCUCUGAGACGCCGGUGGUCAAGAGUGGCGCGCAGCCCGAGGUCUCCAUGGGGACAGUGGAGAGGGACAGUCCUGGACUAGACGUGCUGCCGCCAGCCGAGGGGACCAGCACCUCCACUUCGCUCCCUGCUCCUAAGAGGCCUCCAGGGGUUGACCUGCUCACCCCGGUGCCCAGAGGCCCGGAGUUCAAGGGCAGAGCACGGGGCAAGCCCUCGUUACUGGCUGCGGCGAGGCCCACGAGAGCGAUUCUUCCAGCCCCAGCGCACGUGGGCCGAGGCGGUGGCGCGGGCCUGCCCAGGGCCAGGCAGGCCUUUCCCCCGAGUGAGAAGGCUCCCUCUGUGAGGACCUGUGGCCUGAAGCCAAGCACGCUGAAGCAGCUGGGCCAGCCCGUCCAACAGCCAUCGGGCGCUGGUGAGGCGCAGCUCACAAAUGGCCUGGCCAGCAGGACGCCUCGGGUGGAGGUCGUCGAGGUCAAGCCCGACGCCUUUCCUCCCUACAAGUACAGCUGCGCCGUCACGCUGGAUUUGGGCCUGGCGACAUCGAGAGGCCGGGGAAAGUGCAAGAACCCCUCGUGCAGCUAUGUCUACACCAACCGACAUAAACCUCGGAUUUGUCCCAGCUGUGGUUUUAACCUUGCCAAAGACCGGAGUGAGAAAACCACCAAGGUUCUCGAGGCGAGCUCCCCGCUCCCAGACGUGCUGAGGGCCACAGAGCCCCUGAGUGCAGCCCAGAGGGAGGUCCAGCGUCAGUCCACCCUGCAGCUGCUGCGCAGGGUCCUGCAGAUUCCGGAGAACGAGGCUGAGCUGGCUGAGGUCUUCGCCUUGAUUCACGAGCUCAACAGCUCUCGACUCGUCCUGUCCAGCGUGAGCGAGGAGGCGGUCACCAUCGAGCAGACCUCUUGGUCCACCUACUACGAGUCUCCGUCCACGCAGUGCCUUCUCUGUAGCAGCCCGUUGUUCAAGGGCGGACCAGACUCCCUGGCCGGGCCCCAGGAGUGCUGGCUGCUGACGGCCAGCUGGCUGCAGGUGGUGACCGCCCAGGUGAAGAUGUGUCUGAAUCCCCAGUGUCUGGCCCUGCACAGCUUCACGGACAUCUACACAGGCCUCUUUAACGUGGGGAACAAGCUGCUGGUGAGCCUGGACUUGCUCUUCGCCAUCCGAAACCAGAUCAAGCUGGGCGAGGACCCCCGGGUGUCCAUCAGUGCUCUUCUCCAGUCCGUGCAGGAGCAGACAGAGAAGACCCUCACCUCGGAGGAGCUGAGGCAGCUGCAGGAGCUGCUGUGCAACGGCUACUGGGCUUUCGAGUGCCUCACGGUCCGGGACUACAACGAUAUGAUCUGUGGCAUCUGCGGCGUGGCCCCCACUGUGGAGGUGGCCCAGAGGAGCGAAGAGAACGUGCUGGCCCUGGAGAGUGUGGAGUUCACCUGGCCCGAGUUCCUGGCCUCCAGCGAGGUGAACGUGGAGGACUUCUGGGCCACGAUGGAGACGGAAGUGAUCGAGCAGGUGGCCUUCCCCGCCAGCAUCCCCAUCACCAAGUUCGAUGCCUCCGUCGUCGCGCCCUUCUUCCCGCCGCUCAUGAGAGGGGCUGUGGUCGUCAACACCGAGAAAGACAAGAACCUGGAUGUGCCCCCGGCACCCGGCAAUGGCAGCGCCCUGGUGCGGCUGCUGCAGGAGGGCGCCUGCAAGCUCGAGGAGCUGAGCUCCUACAGCGAGGAGGAGCUGCGGCGCCUGCUGAGGCAGUGUGGGAUCCCCUUCGCCGCCGAGGACUCCAAGGACCAGCUCUGCCUCUCCCUGUUGGCUCUCUACGAAUCUGUUCAGAAUGGAGCCAGACCUCGACAGCCCCCGCCUCACCUCACGGGGGGUAAGAUCUACAAGGUGUGCCCCCAUCAGGUGGUCUGCGGCUCCAAGUGCCUCGUGCGGGGCGAGAGCGCCCUCGACCACGUGGACCUGCUCGUCUCCUCCCGCCACUGGCCUCCCGUGUACGUGGUGGACAUGGCCACACCCGUGGCCCUGUGUGCCGACCUCUGCUACCCCGAGCUGACCAGCCAGAUGUGGGGGAGGAACCAGGGCUGCUUCUCCAACCCCACGGAGCCGCCUGUGAGCGUGUCCUGCCCGGAGCUCUCGGACCAGCAUUACUCGGUGGACGUGACAGAGGCCGAGCCCUCGGUCCAGCACCCGGUCACCAAGAGCGCCACGCGGCGCAUCGUCCACGCGGGCACGCAGCCCAGCGCCGGCGACCCCAGCGCGGGGCACCACUCCCUGGGCCUGUGUCCAGAGCUGGCGCCCUACGCGGCGCUCGUGGCCUCCCUCGCGGACAGCAGGCCCAGCAGCGCCCGCCAGCGGCCCAUCGCCUUCGACAACGCCACCCACUAUUACCUCUACAACCGCCUGCUGGACUUCCUCACCAGCCGCGAGAUCGUCAACCGGCAGAUCCACGACGUGGUGCAGGGCUGCCAGCCGGGCGAGGUGGUCAUCCGAGACACCCUCUACCGCCUGGGGGUGGCGCAGAUCAAGACCGAGACGGACGCGGACGUGGACGCGGAGGACGCGGACGUGGCCGCGGCCGCAGCCGCAGAGUAAGCCAGGCUCCCGCCCAGGGACCACACCAUCUCUCAAGCCAUAGCAGGGCCCCUGCCGAGGCAGAUCCGUCCCGGGGACCGGCCUGCACUCCUGGGACCGACCAAAGAGCUGCCGUGCGCUGAGCCCAGGGAGGGUCCCCGCCUUCUGGGGGCGGGAGGGCCGCAGGACCCUCCUCGCGAGCCCCGGGUGACCUGCCGAGGGGCAGGGAGGCCCAGAGAAGCUGCCCAGGGUGCCCCCCCCCCCACCGGGGGACUUGGGGUUCCUCAGGGGUCCCUCCUGUAUGCACACGGGGGGCGGGGAGGGGGGUGCGCAGCUGCUCCCUCCAGGUCUGUCCCUGUGCCCCAGCUUUGGGGAGAGGACCCCUCCGGGCCCUGCCGCCACGGCUCACGUCCUCUCUGGCCCCGGGCCCUCACCGCCGCGGGGAUGUGGUCGGUGAGCGCGACCUGAGCUGGCGGCAGAAGGAAACUUCCCUUCCGUGAAGGGGCAGCAGCCGGGGCCGCGAGGGAGCAGCAGGCUGGGCUCGGGGGCCGGGGGCCGAGCCGUGUAACUUAUUGAGAGGAGUGGGGGGUUGUGUCCCUCCCUCCCCCACCCGCCGGAAUAAAGGUGAUUCAAUCACA
This is a messenger RNA of Phacochoerus africanus (Common warthog), 4925 nucleotides long. RefSeq names its product HMG-box containing 3 (gene HMGXB3). The record is from RefSeq and is a predicted model, not a curated record. Lineage: Eukaryota; Metazoa; Chordata; Mammalia; Artiodactyla; Suidae. The transcript has 20 exons. Bases 433 to 4308 code for a protein of 1291 amino acids.